AUGAAGCACGCCCUGCUCUUGCUGCUGCUGGCCAUUGGGUUCCGGGAACAGCCCGUGGCGCAUCAGGCACCAGCCCAACAGACACGUCCCGGCUGCAACUAUGCGUACUGGUCGUACUAUCCCGCGUACACCGUCGGCGGCUUCCAAUACCAGCCGCAGUCCGGCUACUACCAACCGCAGUCCGGCCACUACCAGCCGCAGUCCGGCUAUUACCAACCACAGUCCGGCCACUACCAGCCGCAGUCCGGCUACUACCAACCGCAGUCCGGCUACUACCAACCGCAGUCCGGCUAUUACCAACCGCAGUCCGGCUAUUACCAACCGCAGUCCGGCUACUACCCCCCGCAUGGCUAUUCGUAUGAGUAUCAACACCGGCAGCACCAGCAGCAUGGGACGUACGGUUACGCAGCACACUACCCGUCCGUGCUGCCUUAUCCGUACCCGUUGCCUCUUCCGCCCCCACCACCACUCCCGCCGCAUUCGCCUGGCCCCUGGAUCCCUGGCCCCAGUCAUCCACCAGUUCCUCCGCCGCCUCCCGCGCCCAAAAACGUGGAUCCUUUUCCUGGAAAGUUCCUUGGAAUGGGCUCCGUGCGCUAUGUCAACGGGGCAAGGGACGUGGAGCUGAUCUGCAAUCUGCAAGGCGACAAGAUCGUGUCGAAUGUGGUAUGGGUGAAAGCAACGAACACCCCUCGCCAGCCGCCAGCUUCCUGGCAGCCCCCAUGCCACACCUGCGGCCCUUGCUUCUGCCCUGUGCCGACUUGCACGUACCAGCCGAUCGACUACAGUAGCCGGCGGCUCUUCGCUGACGCGCACGGACCGCAGGCCGUUCUACACAUCUACGGGGUGGAGCCCGGCGACUAUGGGGUCUACCGCUGCAGUGCGACCAGCUUGCGAUCCGGCUCAGCUAUGGGAGACACCGAAACCGUUUACCAGAUAGUCGAAUUUACUGGCUAGAUUUGCAUGACAGCUGCGGAAGCCUUUUAACACCAGCUGGGAAAUCGUUAAAGAGGAGCUCCUCCGUGAAUUCGCACAUUUUAAACAAAAUACAUUAUCCGAAAGACAGUGACAAACUACGCAAAAAAAAUUGCAGUUAAUUUACCUGACUUUUGUUUGCAAAUUUUAAUAUAAGAAAUUAACUGAAACUGAAACUAUUUACCGACUUGACAGGCCCGCCACCCCACCUGGCAUUGCCGUGUUGUGACGUCAAGGUUUAUGGCAACACGUGGAUGCGGAUAGUUGGAUUUCCCCCAAUCUGCGUGCAUGGAGUACGACCAGGGUGAUUAAAAUGGGGUUUUGUGAUGACCAAAA
Messenger RNA from Ixodes scapularis (black-legged tick), 1308 nucleotides. Its product is annotated as calcium-binding protein P-like. NCBI's taxonomy places the organism in Eukaryota, Metazoa, Arthropoda, Arachnida, Ixodida, Ixodidae. The transcript has 3 exons. The record is from RefSeq and is a predicted model, not a curated record. Bases 1 to 954 code for a protein of 317 amino acids.